GCUUCUUCAAACAACAGCGAGUUAUUCACCUCCGUAGCUUUCGAGCACCUCGGUAUCUUACUAGCCAACAUAGACGAUAAAAUUGCAGAUCUUUAAAUGCUUUCGUUGUAUAUUAGCCACUGUGUUUUAAACACACUUGUCGUAUCUCCUGAAGAGGAGGUCUGCUGGACGGAGAAAGAAGCUCUGGGGCUGAACAUUGUCGUGAAAGAGGAGAAGGAAGAAGAGGAUGUCACAGUAAAACAAGAAACAGAGGUUGAGGCUGUUACAGUGAAAGAAGAAGAGAAAGGAGUUAAAUUGACAGAAGAUGAAGACGCGUUCAGAGUGAAAGAGGAGGAGGAUGUUACAGUAAAAGAAGAGGAGGAAGAGAAAGAGGAGAUGACUGCCACAGUGAAAGAAGAGGAAGACGUUUUUGGAAUGAAGGAAGUGGGGGAGAUUACUGUCACAUUGGAGGAGGAAGAAGAAGAGGAGACAGGAGAUCUGAUUAACAACAGAGAGAGACCAGACUCUCACUCUGACAGACGGAAGAAGAGUCCUUCAGGGGAACCAGACCCAGAGACGCCCAAACCAGGGAGACAACACCACUGCUCCCAGUGUAAUUUGAGUUAUAAGUUUUUAUGGAAACUGAAACAGCAUGAGAGGACACACAUAGGGGAGAAGCCACACCACUGCUCCCAGUGUGGAAAGAGUUUUACCCUGUUAGGGAACCUGAAAAAGCAUAAAGGAAUACACACAGGAGAAAAGCCUUUCCAAUGUUCCCAGUGUGGAAAGAGAUUUUCACGAUCACAGGAACUAAAAUCACAUGAGAUGAAACACACAGGGGAUAAACCACACCACUGCUCCCAUUGUGGAAAGAGUUUUACCCAGUUAGGGACCCUGAACAAACAUAAGAGAAUACACACAGGAGAAAAGCCUUACCACUGCUCCCAGUGUGGAAAGAGUUUUAUACAGUUAGGGAACCUGAACAACCAUAAUAUAAUACACACAGAAGAAAAACCUUUCCAAUGUUUCUACUGUGGAAAGAGAUUUUCAAGAUCACAGGACCUAAAAUCACAUGAGAUGAUACACACGGGGGAGAAGCCACACCACUGCUCCCAUUGUGGAAAGAGUUUUACACAGUUGGGAAGCCUGAACAAACAUAAGAAGAGAAUACACUCUGGAGAGAAAUCUUAACAUACUUUCCCAGUCAGAGGACCUGUAAUCACAUGACAGAAUAGAGAGGCUGUCUUCUGACUUAUGUUUUUGAGGUAGUUUUUAAAUUAAAUGUUGAUAUAAAAAAAAUAUGAUUUGGAUAUUUUAAAAUGACAAUUAUUAAAUAGAUUAGUAGAAUGUGCAUUUCUUGAUUUUAACCUAGAAAUGUUAUGAAUUUAGUUGUGUUUCAUUGAGUUGUUGUGUAUACUAGUCUUCACGCUAAAGGUUUAUGAACAUUUGAUGAUGUUGUUCUGAUAACGUUGACAGUUCUUUGACAUGAAGAACACUCACUUCCUCAUGAAUGUUCCCAUCGGUAUUAUUCCACCAUGUCAGAGAAAAGAAGGUGCUGAUUUGAUGAAUGGAACAUAUUGUUGUCUGAAUAUAAAUAUAAUGUGGAACGGUACUAGUGGACAUUCAUUAUAUACAUCUGUGUAUUGUUACAUUAUACAUUAUAGACCUAGGUGCUUUUUAAAAUUUUAUUAUAUAUGUUUGUUUGACUGAAUGAACCAGAAAUUGCCUAAUGUGCAGAUGUGUAGUAGAUGUUAAGUUUGUUUUCAAAUCUAACUCAUUAAAAAUGUUCACUAAUCAAUCAA
Molecule: messenger RNA, 1781 nt
Organism: Oncorhynchus tshawytscha (Chinook salmon)
Lineage: Eukaryota; Metazoa; Chordata; Actinopteri; Salmoniformes; Salmonidae
Product: zinc finger protein 436-like
Exons: 3
Coding region: 97-1170 (357 amino acids)
Biological process (GO): regulation of transcription by RNA polymerase II
Cellular component (GO): nucleus
Molecular function (GO): RNA polymerase II cis-regulatory region sequence-specific DNA binding; DNA-binding transcription factor activity, RNA polymerase II-specific
Source: RefSeq, a predicted model, not a curated record